AUGAGCAAUUUAACGACGCCAUCCCUGAAAAAGUUUAUCGGCAUGGGAGAAUGGGAACAACGACUUGCCAAAGUCAAAGUGAACAAGCAAGAUCUCAAUCAACUGGUGAUGAAUUACCUUGUAGUGGAAGGUUACAAGGAUGCCGCACAACAGUUUAGCUUGGAAAGCGGGUUAACACCUUCGGUGGAUCUUCAAUCCAUUCAGGAUCGUAUGGAUAUUCGUCAUGCUAUUCAAUCGGGAGACGUAGACACUGCCAUUGAUCUUGUCAAUGAUCUGAACCCCGAAAUUCUAGAUACCAAUCCUCAGUUGUUCUUUCACUUGCAGCAGCAGCGAUUGAUUGAAUUGAUUCGCAAGGGAGAGUAUGAGGCUGCUUUAGAGUUUGCGGCCGAGGAAAUGGCGCCUCGUGGAGAGGAACAUCCCGAGUUCUUGGAAGAAUUGGAACGAACAAUGGCUUUGCUUGCCUUUCAGGAUAUCCAGGCAUCGCCUGUAUCUGACUUGCUUCAUCCUGGUCAACGUCAAAAAACGGCCGGCGAACUCAACGCGGCGAUUCUCAUGAGCCAGUCAAGAGAGAACGAACCAAGAUUACCGAAUCUCCUGAAAAUGCUAGCGUGGAGCCAAGAACAACUGGAUGAAAAAGCAGAGUAUCCACGCAUUGAAGAUUUCGUCAAAGCCGAUUUGGUGUUGCGUGACAGUGACGGAAAUAUCGUGGUCGGUGAGAACCAGACGGCACCCACACCGACUCCUUUGUAA
Molecule: messenger RNA, 750 nt
Organism: Radiomyces spectabilis
Lineage: Eukaryota; Fungi; Mucoromycota; Mucoromycetes; Mucorales; Radiomycetaceae
Product: CTLH/CRA C-terminal to lish motif domain-containing protein
Exons: 3
Coding region: 1-750 (249 amino acids)
Biological process (GO): proteasome-mediated ubiquitin-dependent protein catabolic process
Cellular component (GO): cytoplasm; nucleus
Molecular function (GO): protein binding
Source: RefSeq, a predicted model, not a curated record